Molecule: messenger RNA, 3528 nt
Organism: Penicillium chermesinum
Lineage: Eukaryota; Fungi; Ascomycota; Eurotiomycetes; Eurotiales; Aspergillaceae
Product: DEAD/DEAH box helicase
Exons: 1
Coding region: 1-3528 (1175 amino acids)
Cellular component (GO): nucleus
Molecular function (GO): chromatin binding; ATP binding; DNA binding
Source: RefSeq, a predicted model, not a curated record
AUGGGAGACUCUGUCCCCGAUACCCCAGUUAGGGAAAGAACGAUGGGCACCGCUUCCUCUGAAGACGAAGACAUUCACGACACCGUCGCCACUCUUCCUGUUGCUUCACUCACUCCAUCGCAACGCUUCACUCAGCCAACUCAGAUCAUCGACUCCCCUCAUUCACGACCGAAGCACUCGAUUGUCCAAGUCGCUGCUUCAUCGCCUACUGCUCCCUCACUUACAAAUACCCCACCUCGCCGUGGUCUUCUUUCUUCCCUCCUCGCACCUGCUGGCACACAGUUUCGUUCCCCUUCCAACUCUGCGCGUCCUGCAAAGCGUUCUCCAAUCCUCAAUUUUGACGACGGUCCCACCUAUCUUGGUGGCUCGUCUGACGAAGAAGAAAGCUACGCCAUCUCAAGUACCGACAUCAAACCCGCGAUGUUCGAGAAGACGCGUUCCCCCGACAAGGUGGCGGAAUCGCCCGUCCGUUCUGAGGCCCCCGGCAGCGCGUUUGAUCGUUUCAAGGAAAUCACUGCAGCUGCCAAGUAUGAUCCAACUUCCAGCGUCAAGCGCUCUGCGGAGCAACUUGGCGACAUCGACCCGCGCGGCGCGGCCAUGAAGAAGGCUCGCCUCUCCACCGACUCUCAACCCAAGUCUCCUGUCUCCUCCAGUCUCCAGUCUACCGGUGCUACUGAAGCUUCCCGCGCCAAACGCUCUGCAGAGCAGCUUGGCGGCCUUGAUCCCCACACCGGUACGGCCAUCAAGAAGGCCCGCCUCUCUACCGACUCUCAACCCCAGUCUCCCGCCACAACCAACCCCCAUAUCCAGUCUACCAAUGAUAUCGAUGAUUACCGUGUCAAAGUCAAAGUCGAACGCAUGCUUAAGAUCGUUGCCAACAAGACUGUUCAAGAAUGUGUCAAUGCUCUAGUUCGCGCAAAUGGCAACUACGAUGUGGCCCUGGACAUUGUUACCAAGGACCCCGCCCAGUCGAACAACAAGACAGCAAUUAUUAUUGAAUCCUCUGACGAUGAAUUGAGCUCCGCAGUAGCUAGCUCAGCAGCGCCCCUACCUGCUGCGAAGCAACAGAUUCGUGCCCGCAACACUAUUCACAACAAGUAUCGUGAUAGUGCUAACCUGCCUCCCACGUCCACCAACCCCACCUCGCGUGACCAAGGAACUGAUGGAAAGCCCCGUGGUCGUCUUAUGCGCGGCCCUCGUGACCAUGUUCUAUCGCGCGAUGCCUCACCUCAGAACAUCAUCGUGGUCGACGACGAUGCCACCCCACCCAAACCAAAGCCUGGCCGCCUCCAGAAAGGCCGACGCCAGCCAAUCCGCUCCCCCUCUCCGCUUUUGACCGAUUCUGAGGAUGAAGAAGUACAACUCGAUGAUUCGAAGUCUGUGAACCUGCACAAUCAAGUGUUCAAGUUCCUCAACACCUGCGAUACCCGGGAUCUGGCCGACAUUGCCGCAAUUCCUGAGGAUCACGCCAAGGUGAUCACUGAUAACCGUCCCUAUCGCACCCUCGACGAUAUCCGACUUGUCCAAGCUCCUGUUGAUGAAAGUGCCAAACCCAAGGGCAAGGGCAAAGCGCGCCGAGCCCCCAAGCCCAUCGGUGACAAGAUUGUUGACAAAUGUCUCGAGAUGUGGGAGGGCUACAUGGCAGUUGACUCCCUUGUGGCUGAAUGUGCGAAGCUCGGAAAGCCUAUCGCCGAUGAAAUGAAGAAAUGGGGUGUGGAUAUUUUCGGCAAGCCCGGCGGCGACCUGGAGCUCACCUCUAUGACCGCGGGCACUACGCAUGAUUCAGGCAUUGCCACGCCCUCCUCCAGUCACCCAUCUCCCGGGGGUGGAAAUAAAGAAGGAGAUGACGAUGACGAAGAUGAUGGCCCAGUCUCUGCUUCCCGAAAGCCCAAGUCACAGGGCUCCCAAUUCAUCUCCCAGCCCGACAUAAUGGCCAAAGAUCUUGUCAUGAAGGAUUAUCAGAUUGUUGGUCUCAAUUGGCUUGCGCUCCUGUUUGAGAAGGAAAUGAGCUGUAUCUUGGCCGACGACAUGGGCCUCGGAAAGACCUGUCAGGUCAUCAGCUUUCUCGCUCACCUGUUUACAAAGGGAAUCAAGGGACCGCACCUUGUUGUGGUCCCUGCUUCAACCAUUGAAAACUGGAUUCGCGAGUUCACCAAAUUCUGCCCAGAUCUCCAUGUCAUCCCUUAUUACGCUGGUCAGAAUGAACGGGCCGAGAUCCGCCAUCAAAUCGAAGAGAACCGUGAUGAUAUCAACGUUGUGAUCACGACCUACACCAUUGCGAAGAACCCAAUCGAUACGAAGUUCCUUCGCAAUCAGGAAUUCACGGUGUGUGUCUACGACGAGGGGCACAUGCUGAAGAAUUCCAGGUCACAACUAUACGAAAAGCUCAUCCGGAUCCCAGCCAAGUUCCGUCUCCUCCUCACCGGAACUCCCCUGCAGAACAACCUGCAGGAGCUGGCUUCUCUUCUGGGGUUCAUCCUGCCCGAAGUCUUCAAGUCGCAUAAAGACGACUUGAAGGCUAUCUUCGCCAACAAGGCGAAGACGACGGAUGAAUCCCACGCGGCGCUUCUUUCGGCGCAGCGCAUUGGGCGGGCCAAAUCAAUGCUCAAGCCCUUUGUGCUGCGUCGGAAGAAGCACCAAGUGAUCGACCUUCCCGACAAGGUCUGUCGUGUCCAAUACUGUGACAUGAAGACCUCCCAGUCGGACAUAUAUAGGGAGGAGCAAGAGAACGUUCGUCGACUGUUGGAAGACCGCGCUGCCGGCAAGAAGACCGGGUCUAAGUCGGCGAACAUUCUGAUGAAGCUGCGGCAGGCCGCGAUUCAUCCCCUCCUGUCUCGUCGUAUAUACACUGAAGCUGUGCUGAAGCAGAUGUCUCGGGCUUGCCUCAACGAGCCAGUCUGGCGCCUCUCUGACCCAGACGUCAUCCUCGAGGAAUUGCGCGAGUACAGCGACUAUGACCUGCACGGCAUGUGCAAGAAAUGGUCGUCGCUCGGCAAGUUCCGCCUCCGCAAUGAGGAGUGGAUGGAUUCGGGCAAAGUCGAGCAUCUACGGAAGCUGCUCACCAGCUUCAUCGCCAAUGGCGACCGCACACUGGUGUUUUCUCAGUUCACGCUCGUCAUGGACAUUCUUGAGGAGGUACUGGAGACCCUCAAGAUCCGUUUCGUGCGCCUGGACGGGAACACCAGUGUGCAGGAUCGUCAGGCGAUCCUGGACGCGUUCCACGAGGACGCCGGCAUCCCCGUCUUCCUGCUUUCGACAAAAGCCGGCGGAACGGGUAUCAAUCUGGCCUGCGCGAAUAAGGUCGUGAUUUUCGACUCGUCCUUCAAUCCACAGGAGGACGUCCAAGCCGAAAAUCGUGCCCAUCGCGUAGGCCAGACCCGUGACGUUGAGGUCAUCCGAUUCGUCACUCGCGACACCAUCGAGGAGCAGAUCCAUGCUCUCGGACAAACAAAGCUGGCGCUCGACCAGGCUGUCGCGGGUGAUGAGGAGGGUGGCUCCAAGGGAGGAGGCGGGGAUGCGGGCCGUUGA